Messenger RNA from Tarenaya hassleriana, 1048 nucleotides. RefSeq names its product homeobox-leucine zipper protein HAT22. Gene Ontology annotation, biological process: regulation of DNA-templated transcription. The record is from RefSeq and is a predicted model, not a curated record. Lineage: Eukaryota; Viridiplantae; Streptophyta; Magnoliopsida; Brassicales; Cleomaceae. Gene Ontology annotation, molecular function: DNA-binding transcription factor activity, RNA polymerase II-specific; sequence-specific DNA binding.
UCUUGGCUUCAUCUCCCCCCCCCCAUUAUCCUCACAACUUAAAACACCGCCAAGGGGGGAAAAGAAAUAGGAGAAAUCUUCUCUCUUUUCUUGGUCUCACCUGCCAGAAAUCUUGAAUCUUGAAAAGAAGAAACGCAAAAGGCAUAAGAAUCUCUCAAAUGGGUGUCGAUGAUUCUUGCAAUAACGCAGGCCUUGUUCUUGGGUUAGGCCUCACGCCAACGAACAGUAAUUACAAUCAUGCCAUCAAGAGAUCGUCCCCCAACGUGGUCGAUCGGCAGAGCCUGGAUCCGUCGUUGACUCUGAGUCUCUCGGGGGGAGGAGCCGUUGCCGGCGGCGGAGAUUAUCAGCUGUGCCGGCAAGCCUCCUCUCACAGCGGAGUCUCCUCUUUCUCCAGCGGAAGAGUGAAGAGAGAGAGAGAUGUCUCCGGCGGCGGCGGAGAAGAGGCGGAGACUGAGACAGAGAGGAUGUCUUCAAGAGUCAGUGAUCAAGAAGACGAAGAAGGUGUGAGUGCAAGGAAGAAACUCAGGCUUACCAAAGAACAAUCUGCUCUUCUUGAAGAAAGCUUCAAGCAGCAUAGCACCCUUAAUCCUAAACAAAAACUAGCUCUUGCAAGGCAGUUGAAUCUAAGGCCCAGGCAAGUCGAAGUGUGGUUCCAAAAUCGGAGAGCCAGGACAAAGCUGAAGCAGACAGAAGUUGAUUGCGAGUUCUUGAAGAAGUGUUGCGAGACAUUAACUGAUGAGAACAGAAGACUUCAGAAGGAGCUUCAAGAACUCAAAGCCCUAAAGCUGGCUCAGCCCUUCUACAUGCACAUGCCGGCGGCAACGCUCACGAUGUGCCCUUCCUGUGAGAGACUCAGCGGAGGCUCCGUUGCCGGAGGCGGUGGUUCCGGUGGCGGAGUCACGUCGGCGGUCGUCGACAGCGCCGGAGCCAAGGUCGCGGCCUUCUCCAUCGCCGCCAAGCCUCACUUCUUCAACCCUUUCACCAAUCCCUCCGCGGCUUGUUGAUUAGUUUCUUGCUUGAUCAUUAAUUAAUUUCUAUUUGAAGUUUU